Lachnellula hyalina is the source of this 2331-nucleotide messenger RNA. RefSeq names its product 3-isopropylmalate dehydratase (gene LEUA). The transcript has 4 exons. NCBI's taxonomy places the organism in Eukaryota, Fungi, Ascomycota, Leotiomycetes, Helotiales, Lachnaceae. Gene Ontology annotation, cellular component: 3-isopropylmalate dehydratase complex. Bases 1 to 2331 code for a protein of 776 amino acids. Gene Ontology annotation, molecular function: 4 iron, 4 sulfur cluster binding; 3-isopropylmalate dehydratase activity. The record is from RefSeq and is a predicted model, not a curated record. Gene Ontology annotation, biological process: L-leucine biosynthetic process.
AUGCCUACUGCCGAAGGUGGUCCGCGGACUCUCUACGAUAAGGUCUUUCAGGAUCAUAUCGUCGACGAGAGACUUGACGGCACAAUUCUGCUCUACAUUGACAGGCAUCUGGUCCACGAAGUGACUUCACCACAAGCUUUUGAGGGCUUGAAGAACGCAAGCCGAAAAGUCAGACGACCAGACUGUACUCUUGCUACCACCGAUCACAAUGUUCCCACCUCCUCCCGGAAAUCCUUCAAGAACAUCGAGCAAUUCGUCGACGUGGAAGACUCCAGACUCCAAUGCAUGACCCUCGAAGAAAAUGUCAAGGACUUUGGCAUCACAUAUUUUGGUCUUGGUGACAAGCGCCAGGGAAUUGUUCACAUCAUCGGGCCCGAGCAAGGCUUCACCCUCCCAGGUACCACAGUUGUUUGUGGCGACAGUCAUACCUCGACACACGGAGCCUUUGGAGCUUUGGCCUUCGGUAUUGGCACAAGUGAGGUCGAGCAUGUCCUUGCUACCCAGACUCUAAUUACGAAACGAAGCAAGAACAUGAGGAUUAAGGUCGAUGGCGAGCUUACUCCCGGUGUCAGCUCAAAAGAUAUCAUUCUUCAUGCUAUUGGCAAGAUUGGAACAGCUGGUGGAACUGGCGCCGUCAUUGAAUUCUGCGGUUCUGCUAUUGAGGCUUUAAGCAUGGAGGCCAGGAUGUCGAUUUGCAACAUGUCAAUUGAGGGAGGUGCUAGAGCUGGCAUGAUCGCGCCGGAUGAGGUUACAUUCUCAUACCUCAAGGGACGGCCUUUGGCGCCUGACUUCGGUUCUGCGGAAUGGAACAAGGCGGUCACGUACUGGAAGAGCCUCAAGUCAGACCCAGGUGCGAAAUACGAUAUCGAUGUUACUAUUGAUGCCAAAGAUAUUCCCCCCUCUGUUACAUGGGGUACUAGCCCUGAGAACGUUGUACCUAUUACCGGUGUCGUCCCAGAUCCCGAGACCUUUGCAACCGAGGAAAAGAAGGAGUCAGGCCGGCGGAUGCUCGAGUACAUGGGUCUCACAGCUGGAACACCUAUGGAAGAAGUCGUUCUUGACAAGAUCUUCAUCGGAUCAUGUACGAAUGCCCGUAUCGAGGAUCUUCGAGCUGCCGCUGGAGUUGUCAAGGGCCGAAAGAUCGCAGCAAACAUCAAACGUGCAAUGAUUGUCCCUGGAUCUGGUCUUGUCAAAGACCGAGCUGAAGCAGAGGGUCUUGACAAGAUCUUCACCGAUGCCGGUUUCGAAUGGCGUGAAGCUGGUUGCAGUAUGUGUCUCGGCAUGAACCCCGAUAUUCUGGCACCACAAGAGCGUUGUGCAAGCACAAGUAACCGUAACUUUGAGGGCCGACAAGGUGCUGGUGGUCGAACUCAUUUGGUCUCUCCUGUUACAGCUGCGGCCUGUGCUAUCGUUGGCAAGCUCGCUGAUGUCCGAAAAUUCGCGGAUAGCAAUGCUACACCUCGUCCUGCGUCGCCCAAAACAGUCCUCGGCAAAGCUCAUAUCGAUGAGAGAGUCGAAACCGAUGAUGCUGAGCGAGAGAUCAUUGGUGACCAGCCAGAAGACGAUGCCACCGUCCCACACACCAACACCGUAGCUUCCCACAGCUCCACCGGCCUACCAAAAUUUACGGUUCUCAAGGGCAUCGCAGCUCCAAUGGAGCGUGCAAACGUUGAUACCGACGCCAUCAUCCCCAAGCAAUUCUUAAAAACAAUCAAGCGCACCGGGCUCGGCUCAGCCCUCUUCCACGGCCUCCGCUACAACGUUGACGGCUCCGAGAAGCCCGAUUUUGUCCUCAACCAAGACCGCUACCGUAAAUCCAAGAUCCUCGUCGUCACAGGCCCCAACUUCGGAUGUGGAAGCUCGCGAGAACACGCGCCUUGGGCCCUCUUGGAUUUCGGCAUCACUUGCGUAAUCGCGCCGUCGUACGCCGAUAUCUUCUUCAACAACACCUUCAAAAACGGCAUGCUACCCAUCGCCAUAACCAACGAGAGCGACCUAGAAGCUAUCGCUGCCGAAGCGCGUGAGGGCAAAGAAAUCGAGGUUGAUUUACCGAACCAAGUCAUCAACGACGGCUCGGGCAAGAAAAUCUGCAAUUUUGAGGUUGAAGAGUUUAGGAAGCAUUGCUUGAUCAAUGGGCUUGAUGAUAUUGGACUGACGAUGCAGAUGGAUGAUAAGAUUGAGGCUUUUGAGAAGAAGAUGACAACAAACACGCCGUGGUUGGAUGGCCGGGCGUAUUUGAAGCGAGGCCGGAAUGGAAAGCUGGCGGUCAAGGCUGUGCCAGUGCCGAAGACGAAUCGGGGAGAGGAGAUUAAGGAACCGCUUGAGUGGUAG